AAGUCUUAGGCACAUAAGAUGUUUCACAAAAGCAUUUGUCUUCAGAUGGUUAUUUAUAUCUUCAGCUUUAGUGUGUCAAUAGGAAAUAUAAAUGUUAGACUCCCAAACAUUAAUUUUGCAAAUAGAAAAGAUUAGAACAGAAGAACAGGGAGCCCUGCAACAGAUGUCAUGGCCCCCACAAAGCCCCCUACUGUACAUCGGGUCAGUCUGGGAUUACAUGAAGAGACAGAAGCAAUUGAGACAGCCUAAAUAGAUAGAAGAACUGUGGCGAAUUCUCCAAGAAGCUUGGGACAUCCUAUCUGCCAACAACCAAGAAAAACUGUUACCAGGUGUACCUAGGAGAAUUGGUGCUGUUUUAAAGGCAAAGGUGGUCACACCGAAUAUUGAUUUAGCUUUUUUAUGUUUACUGGACAUUGUAUGACAUUAAGUGAUGAAAACUAUUUAUUUCAUUAUUUUUGAAGACAUCCUCACUAUGCAACAUUUUUCACAAGUGCCUAAAACUUUUGCACAGUACUGUGUGUGUGUGUGUGUCUAUACACACACACACACACACACACACACAUAUAUAUAUAAUGAUGAUAAUAAAAACAUUCAGGGUUUUAAAUAAUUUUUUAAUUCAAGAAUUUGUUAAAAAGCUAAUCAUAUUUUAUUCUAUUUAGUAAACUCGAGACCAUUAAGAGCAUUUGAAUAAUACAGUAGUUAAAUAAUUUUAAAGCAUUUAUCACGCCAAAUUUAUUGCAAAGAAUGCAAAUAGGAUUACACUCCCUGAACAUAUAAAUAACUGAUGAGGUAGGCUAUUCUACAUGUGGGAAUAUGAUAUAUGAUGUUGCACUUUCUUAUUUUAAUCUGAAACAGACUGUUCCAGUAUUUUUCAGGCCAAAAUUUGUUCCUAUAGUUAAAUGAUUCAGCAAAAAUCAUUUGUCCGUAUUCCGCUUUCUCACAGCUUUACUAUUAUAACAUGUAACCCACUUAAAGCAUCAAAACAAACAAAUAAAGCGCUAAUUAAUGCGAAGCGCCUAAUAAAGCACUCCCAAAGGAUCACAGGAAAUUGAAAGAAGGAACUAUUCGGUCAACGAGAAACAUCACUCCGGGCCGCCACACAUGAGAAAUGGCGCUCUGCUAUUGGCCAUCACUCUUGUCAAUCAAUCCAACGACUCCACCCACCUCAGUGGUCAAGGUUGGUUGAGAAGGCAGCAGUGUGUUUAGUUUGUGCAGUCGAACCUGGACAAGUGACAGAUGAAUUGUCGAAAAUAGAGGAAAAGGGAACGCGGGCGACUCUCCCGUGCACACAAAAAACAUGUUUCCCAAAGGCAAAAGCUCCGUCGUGCCGUCGGAUGGUCAAGCUCGGGAAAAGUUAGCUUUGUAUGUUUAUGAGUAUUUAUUACACAUUGGCGCUCAGAAGUCUGCACAGACUUUUCUGUCAGAAAUCCGAUGGGAAAAGAACAUCACGCUAGGAGACCCUCCUGGCUUCCUGCAUUCCUGGUGGUGUGUCUUUUGGGACCUGUACUGUGCAGCUCCAGAGAGGAGAGAUACAUGUGAGCAUUCAAGUGAGGCGAAGGCAUUCCAUGACUAUAGUGCCGCAGCAGCCCCCAGUCCUGUCCUUGGGAACAUGCCACCAGGAGAUGGCAUGCCAGGUGGACCCAUGCCUCCUGGAUUCUUCCAGGGCCCUCCCGGCUCCCAGGCCUCCCCUCAUGCUCCUCCCCCUAAUAGUAUGAUGGGACCCCAUGGCCAGCCUUUCAUGUCACCUCGCUUUGGUGGAGGACCAAGACCACCCAUCAGAAUGGGAAACCAGCCUCCUGGUGGAGUUCCAACCGCCCAGCCAAUGCUCCCAAACAUGGAUCCUAGACUACAGGGGCCAAUGCAGAGGAUGAAUGUUCCCAGAGGAAUGGGUCCUAUGGGCCCUAGUCCCCAGAAUUUUGGAGGAGGGAUGAGACCACCACACAACUCUAUGGGCAUGCCAGGAGUGAACAUGGGGCCUGGAAAUGGCAGACCACCGUGGCCAAAUCCAAACAACAAUAUGCCUUAUUCAUCACCAUCUCCUGGUGCAUAUGGGGGUCCACAAGGAGGGGGGCCUCCAGGAACACCUGGAAUUGUCCCUAGUCCAGCAGACUCCAACAACUCCAGUGAAAACCUGUACACCAUGAUAAACUCAGGAGGAGGAGGUCGCAACAGCUUUCCCAUAGGCCCAGGCUCUGAGGGCCCUCUAGGGGCCAUGGCAGGAAUGGACCCAAUGCAUAUGAAUGGAGGUUCAGGAGACCUGGAUGGACUUUCAAAGAAUUCUCCCAACAAUAUGAGUGGCAUGAGCAAUCCUCCCGGGACCCCUAGAGAUGAAGAUGUAGGAGGGAGCUACCUUCACUCUUUCCAGAAUGAGAAUUACUCUCCCUCCAUGACCAUGAGCGUCUGAUGCCAGUCUGUUUGCUAAGUCUUGGAAACACAGUUGGCCAUCUAUGACACAGACAGAGUACAUAUACAGGAAAUAGAAUUGGGUGGGACUGCCCUGGGUCCUCACAAGUGGUCCCAUGCAAUAUUAAAAUUAUUUUCGGUUUUUUUUUUUUUUUUUUUUUUAUGGCUAGCAAACUUUUUCUCCUCUCUAAGAUCAGAAGAUCUAAAUGUGACUCGAUGCUCCUGGAAUUGUUUUUCUCCCCCUCUGAGGCCACCUCUCAUUAAGAAGCAAAGUAUGGUUACUGCUGACAUAAUCUCUGGAUGUGUGUACAUUUGUGCGGAAGAGGAAUAUCGCAGUUCACUCUCUCGAAUCCGACAUCCACAUCCAACUUCAGCAUGGUUUACACGUACAAAACUUUCACCAACGUUUUGACACUGAACUCUCAUUCGUGGCCUUGAAUUCUGUGAAUAUUUUAUUGCCUUUUGAUGACCAGUUUUUAUUUUUCUCCAGUGAAAUGCGUCAAGUGGCGAGAGAAUUCGGUCUUUUUUGAAAGGGAAAGACUCACAGUUGUAUUUUACUUGUACACUCAUUUUUGUCUUUUAAGCAUUAUAAGCAGCUGCUUUUUAUGAAUAACUGCAUUGACGGGUCCUGUACUGAAGAUUUUUCUCUGCACUGAUAUCAUGUUCAAUUUUAUUUUUUGGAAAUUUUGACUGCUGUCUCAAUCUUUGGUCAAAGACUGAUACAUUGAUCCUCUCAGAUGCUGACCCUGAUAAACAUACUACCUACGAGACCUUUGCCGCAGUGUCCGCAGGCAGGUGACUGGAUUACCCGCCUGGAUGUCUCCCUGCAAAAUGUUCGGCUGUUGCGUUGAUUGUCAUGAUGAAUUUGUGAUGGUUGAAGAUACCCAUAUCAUGUUGUUUUUUUUACAUGUAAUGCUCUGCCAUGUGCCUCUGUUUUAGCUUUGAUAAUGGAUACUGGUUAUGGGGCCUCAUCACGGAAGGAUGUUGCUUGUGUAAGCCAGACUGUAGCGUGUUCAGGUUUUUGUAUUAAGUUUAAUUUGAGCAACGUCAGACACAGUCAUAAUACAUUUAGAAUGGUAACUUAUUCUAUUUAUACAGACAUUUGGUAAUUGUUUUACAUUUAGUAGUUGUUUUGCACUGCUUUUGUUAGCUUGUGCAUCAUACUUUCAACUGUGGGCUAAAUAGGCUUGUUUAUAUAUUGACUACUAAAUUAUUUGGGUCUUUUUCUGAGGAUAUUUUGUCUUUGUUUUUCGAUCAAUCAUUUAUACUAAUGCAAAAAGGCAGUGUUUGAAAAUCUUUCAGCCUACCUUCAGUUUCCAGCUCAUUGCUUAAAGAGAAAAGGGAAAGCUUAAAUGUGAAAUUAUUUUAUCUUUGGAAAACUAUGUAAAGCUCCUGAUGUUCCCAGACUCCUUUAAGGUAGCAUCUCUCCUAAGGGCCAAGAUCCAGCCAUUUAAUUUCCAUGUAAAUCAUUCUCUUUAAAUCAGUGAACCAGUUACGAUGUAAGAUAAAGUUGUUCCCAAAUUGU
Myxocyprinus asiaticus (Chinese sucker) is the source of this 3928-nucleotide messenger RNA. Its product is annotated as single-stranded DNA-binding protein 3-like. Gene Ontology annotation, molecular function: protein binding; single-stranded DNA binding. Bases 1298 to 2404 code for a protein of 368 amino acids. The record is from RefSeq and is a predicted model, not a curated record. The transcript has 18 exons. NCBI's taxonomy places the organism in Eukaryota, Metazoa, Chordata, Actinopteri, Cypriniformes, Catostomidae. Gene Ontology annotation, cellular component: nucleus. Gene Ontology annotation, biological process: positive regulation of transcription by RNA polymerase II.